This is a messenger RNA of Rana temporaria (common frog), 2164 nucleotides long. Its product is annotated as cytochrome P450 2F2-like. Gene Ontology annotation, biological process: xenobiotic metabolic process. The transcript has 9 exons. The record is from RefSeq and is a predicted model, not a curated record. Gene Ontology annotation, cellular component: cytoplasm; intracellular membrane-bounded organelle. NCBI's taxonomy places the organism in Eukaryota, Metazoa, Chordata, Amphibia, Anura, Ranidae. Gene Ontology annotation, molecular function: oxidoreductase activity, acting on paired donors, with incorporation or reduction of molecular oxygen, reduced flavin or flavoprotein as one donor, and incorporation of one atom of oxygen; heme binding; oxygen binding. Bases 100 to 1575 code for a protein of 491 amino acids.
UGCAUAACAGUCAUUACAUUUUCCUGGAAUUAGAGUACAUAGAGUUCUUUUCAUCUGUUCAUCCAGACUUGCUGUAUUUCUCAGCUCUGGGCCAUCAUCAUGGAUCUUAGUGGAGUUCUCUGUCUCAUUCUCAUUUUCCUCAUAACCAGUAUUCUAUUUCGUUCAAGAUGGAAAGUCAGAGGAAGGCUACCCCCUGGUCCCAUGCCACUUCCCUUUAUAGGAAACAUGCACCAAGUCAAGAUGAAUGAUCUCAUCAAGUCUCUGGUUGAGCUUAGCAAAACGUAUGGACCCAUGUACACUUUUUAUCUUGGUUCUCGCCCCACUGUGGUGAUGUGCGGAUAUGAGAUUUUAAAGGAAGCUCUAAUAGACCAUGCUGAAGAAUUCAGUGGGAGGGGAGACUUUCCAGCAGUCCAACAGUACAGCAAGGGAAAUGGGAUUGUGUACGGGACAGGAGAAAGAUGGAGGCAGCUUCGACGCUUUGCUAUCCAUACUUUGAAGAAUUUUGGAAUGGGGAAGAGGAGCCUGGAGGAAAGGGUGAAAGAGGAGGCCCAGUAUCUAAUAGCAGAGUUCCGAAAAAGUGAAGGUAAGCCCCUUGACCCUACUUUUGGAUUCAGCUCGGCAGGCUCUAACAUAAUCUGUUCUCUAGUGUUUGGAGACCGAUUUGACUACAGAGAUGAAGAAUUUAUGAAUUUGCUUUACUUGAUAAACAACAGUUGGCACCUUAUGAGCUCCACAUGGGGACAGCUACUUUUCGUGUUUCCAAAAAUCAUGGGGUAUAUUCCAGGCCCACACAAAAAGAUUUACAAAAACUAUGUAAAGCUUGGAGCCUUUGUGGCCAAGAGACUUCGGAUGAACAAGGAGACGCUGGACCCAAACAAUCUACGUGAUUUUGUAGACUGCUUUCUCAUAAAGAUUGAACAGGAAAAGAAAAACCCAAAUAGUCAUUUCAACUAUGAGACAAUGUUGAAAACUACAGUGAAUGUGUUCUUUGCUGGUACAGAAACAGUGGGGUCUACCUUGAGAUAUGGUUUUCUGAUCAUGCUGAAGCACCCAGAAGUGAGAGAGAAAGUUCAAGAGGAAAUAGACCGUGUGAUUGGUCGAGAUAGAGGUCCAUGCAUAGAUGAUCGCAGCAAGAUGCCCUACACUGAAGCAGUAAUUUAUGAAAUCCAGAGAUAUGCAGACAUAGUGCCCAUGAGUGUUCCUCAUACUGUCACCCGGGACAUCACAUUCCGUGGCUACGACCUGCCUGAGGGUCUCAACAUCAUGCCCUUGAUUUGCACAUCCCAGUAUGACUCUACAAAGUUUAAGAAUCCACACUCUUUUGACCCAACACACUUCCUGGAUACAAAUGGACUCUUCAAGAAAAAUGAGGCAUUCAUGGCAUUUUCAGCAGGAAAGCGGAUCUGCCUUGGAGAGGGUCUGGCCCAAAUGGAGUUAUUCAUUUUCUUUACCACCAUCCUCCAAAACCUCACUCCAAAGCCUCUAGUGGACCCAAAGGACAUUGAUAUCACUCCAGAAAGCAGUGGAUUGGGAAAUAUACCACGGCCUUACAAAAUGUGUCUGGUUCCUCGUUGAAAAUACGAGGCGUAACUUGAAGGUCUUUAGCUAGAACAUUAGAAUACAACGAAUACAAUUAUUUUCAAUUGUUCUUUGUUUAGAAAUUAUAGGCACUAGGCAACUGUGGUUUUAGCAUUUAUUUUUCUUCAAAAGUUCUCUUUCUGCUCUUUACUGAUUUGAUAUUUUACAAUUAGCUCCCAAUCAGUACCUAUACAUUAUGAACUCACAAGCAUUACUACAUUGUUCAAGUGUUAAAUUUCCAGCUAAAAUCCUGCAUCAGAUCGCCAUGUAAUACCUUUUUCCAUGGUAAUUUUACCUGUGUGCCCUAGUUAUAACCAUAGGGCAAAUUUGAUAAGGCAGGGAAAUGUGUCACAUUUAAUAUGUAAAUAACAGUAAUAUAAAGCUACUAAUCUUGUCUGAUUAUUAAGGACCAAUAUACAAUGUUUGCCCUCCUGAGGAUUUUGACUAUAUGAUGUAUUGCCUGCUGAGCUAGUGUACGUUUCCUUUGUGGACACCCCUAUGGUUAAAAUAAUCAUUUCAAAUGUGCUAUAUGAUUCAUACAAAAUGUAUAUACUGUAUACUUAAUCAUAUAGUUAUUUUCUCUCUC